GAUAUUAAUUCAGAUUUUUGGAUCUAAGUUUUCAAACUAAUCGUUUUCCAGAUAUUAAAAGUUUUUCAGUCAAUUCAGAUCUUCAAUUUUUUUGGAUUUACCCAUUCAAGUCCGGUUGAUAACAAUCCGGGUUUUCCAACAUGUAUAUUUUAUACUAUCUUGCAUAAUUCGAUAUUUUUUUGUUCGUGUUUUCGCCCAAGCCUAGCAAUAUUUUUAAACAUUAAAAAAUAAUAAUACCCGUGGAUGCAUAAUAAUACAUGGCACAAGUCUUUGCAAGUCUGUGAUACAUAAUCCAGGGCGCGCGGGCUCUCUUUGGGAAACGAGAUGUUGAUUUUUGGUCAUGGAGUUACAAUAAGAGGAUCCGUCAAAGAUAGAGGAGUCAAGAGUGAUUCAAUCAACCACAUUGUGGUGGUCCAAUGGUUUUUAUUAGAGAAAGAGUUGCCAUGUUGGUUCAAACCAGGGAUCCAUUCUGCUCGAAUGCAAAAUUAUUAGUUCUAUAUAUGGCCAAAUAGAAUGGACCUAUUGUUUACAGCGCAUUUAAAUAUCCAAGAAAAGAUCCAUCUGUGUGAUACACCUCUCACGAAUUAGAUCUGUGUCUUUAUUUUACAACGAGGAGAUACAUACUUCUUAAAAUCUUAUAAUCCAUCUUGGUGCCUAUUCAAACAUGAUUAUUGUAUACAUAUUUAAAAAAAAAAAGUUACAAACAUGAUUUAUAACCAGAUAAUUCGAAAGAUAGCAUAUUUAUAAUCCAUUGUUUAUUCAAGCACCAAGAAAGAGGAAACAUAGCUAUCUCGCAAGAUGAUAUAAAACUUAGUAGCUAGAAUAACAGAACUUGAAUUUUUAUAUAUCCCAAUAGUACAAGAGCUUCAUCGGCUCACCGUUUUUUGAUAAAUAAAUACCAUCAUCUUUUGCUUCCCAUGAGUAUAACAGGCCACAUUUACGAAACGCACCUUCUUCAUAUGCCAUAAAAGUUUUAUGAUAUUCAAGAUUAGCCCCCUUCCACAAGAUACAUUUGAAUCUUGUCUGAAUAACCAAAUUGUCAUGAAAACUGAAAGUGUAUGCAGCGUCUUGAAAUCUCAGAAAAUGCUCGCCUAGAUCAUCGUCUCUGGAUUCGCAAUGGACUUUGAGAAUACUACGGCUAAGUGUAAGGUUGUUUUGAACAGCUACGGUGUUUUUAUGACACUGAACUUCAUUCGACUCAACAUGCAAAGUAAAUAUAAGAUACAGAAAAAUAAAUGAAAGAUUCAUUUUUCUUUUAACUAAUUGUAUGUCUCUACAGAUUUAUAGACUUCGCAGUUCAUAGGUUUCUCAGACCAAAGUCAACAAUGGUUUCUUGGAUGCCUCUACUGGUGUUUGUGCUCCAUUUGGCAGAUUUUCAAAGACUUCAUUACUGUUUCAGACCAAAGUCAACUAUGGUUUCUUGGAUACCUCUAGUUUGGGGGUUGUGCUUCUAAACUUCAUUACUUGAGAACAAGUAUUUUGGACCAUUGUUAAUUCAGAAUUUUGGACCUAAGGUUUUAAGAGUUUUUUAGGUUAAUUCAGAUCUUCAAAUUUUUUGGAUUAUCCAUUCAAGUUCACUUAAUAAUAAUUCUGGUUGUCCAACAUGUAUAUUUUAUACCAUAUUACAUAAUCCAUUCCAAUAUUUUUACAACUCGAAUUGCAUAGCUCGGAUUGCAUACGGACUUGUGUGUUUUCUGUUCGUGGUCGGCUUUUAGGUUUUUGCCCAAGUCUGGCAAUAUUUUUAUACAUUAAAAAAUAAUACCCAUGGAUAAUUACUAUAUAGUGAAACAUAGUUUGACAAGGAGUGGUAAAAGUAAAACUUUUCUAACGUUUCCUAACAUUCUUUGGACAAGGAACUUUAACAAUCAUUAUAAAACAUGAUUUACGAACUCGUCGAGGCAAGCCUCAAUGUCGAACAUGGUAAACUGGUCGGAGCUUCACGAUGACGUUCUACAAUUGAUUCUGGAGGGUUUGGACAUCAUUACUUAUGUUAGAGCUCGAACCGUUUGCAAGGAUUGGUACGCAGUUUGCAAACGAAUCACUUCAGUACAGGAAAAGUCUCCGUGGGCGAUAAUCUUCCCUGACGGAAGAUCAAAGUGCGGUUCUUGUCUAGUGUCGGACUGUUGCACUUCUGGACUCACCGGUAAAUGUAAGUUUUACAGAUUGCACAAUCUCGGCAAUGACUUUGGUACGCACCGGUGCAUCGCAACUUGCGGAGGCUGGCUCUUAAUGUUAGACCUACGUUCAAGUUUAUACGUUUUGAAUGUUUUCACACGCGAGAGAAUCAAACUUCCGCCGUUUGAGUCGCACAAAGGAAGGCUAUGUGUUGAGAGACGCCGCCGAGACACCAACUUCGUAAUAAAUAAAUCGUCAGUAACCACAAGAAACGCUGUAAACAAGACAAACGCGGUUUUAUGGGUGGACGAGAGAACCAAACGUUACUUAGUCGUCUGGUCGAUAGGUCUCUGGUAUAUGAUGUACGCUAGGAGUGGGUUCGAUUUCUGGAGAGAGAUACCUACACGGGAAGGCCUUGAGAAUCUACAUGGAUGUCAAGAUAUUGCCUACAAAGACAACAAGCUUUACGUUCUAAGCCGUCAAAACCAAAUCAGAAUCUUGGACUUUUCUCAAGAACUCCCUUUAGCGUUACCGACUAACGUUGAGCAUCAACCAUUUACGAAUGACAGACCGUGGCGAGUUAGGAUUGGAGUUACAGUCUCCGACCAUGUUUUGAUGGGUGAGGUCCUGGGUUCGAGGCUCACCAACAACCUAAUUAUGGAGUUAGAGAGAACUCAUAAUAGAGGGGUUGGGGUCGGUGCGCUGCAGCGCUGUGAGCCUGGGGUCCAUGGACGGGUAGUCCCACGGGGCGGGUUGUCACAGACAAGUUGGGAUACUGUGGAGUCAUUAGAGGGAGAAGCUUGGAUCAUGGAUCUAGGUGUGACUGUACCAGCAGUUAAUGGGACUAAACCAAACUAUCUAUCUUAUUAA
Molecule: messenger RNA, 2985 nt
Organism: Brassica napus (rape)
Lineage: Eukaryota; Viridiplantae; Streptophyta; Magnoliopsida; Brassicales; Brassicaceae
Product: putative F-box protein At4g22180
Exons: 2
Coding region: 1909-2985 (358 amino acids)
Molecular function (GO): protein binding
Source: RefSeq, a predicted model, not a curated record